Messenger RNA from Toxotes jaculatrix (banded archerfish), 1293 nucleotides. RefSeq names its product purine-rich element binding protein Bb (gene purbb). Lineage: Eukaryota; Metazoa; Chordata; Actinopteri; Toxotidae. Gene Ontology annotation, biological process: regulation of transcription by RNA polymerase II. The transcript has a single exon. Bases 45 to 956 code for a protein of 303 amino acids. The record is from RefSeq and is a predicted model, not a curated record. Gene Ontology annotation, molecular function: DNA-binding transcription factor activity, RNA polymerase II-specific; RNA polymerase II transcription regulatory region sequence-specific DNA binding; purine-rich negative regulatory element binding. Gene Ontology annotation, cellular component: nucleus.
AGCGCGCAGAAAGCAGCUACGCAGGAGAGAGGGGCAGAAGCCGAAUGGUGGAGCUGAAGAUGGCGGAUGGCGACAGCGGGAGUGAGCGCGGUGGUAGCAGCGGGGGAGGAGGCGGAGGCGGCUUCCAACACUUCCAGAGGGACCAGGAGACCCAGGAGCUGGCGUCCAAGCGCCUCGACAUCCAGAACAAGCGCUUCUAUCUGGACGUCAAGCAGAACAGCAAGGGCAGGUUCAUCAAAAUCGCCGAGGUAGGGGCCGGGGGCUCCAAAAGUCGCUUGACCCUCUCCCUGUCUGUGGCGGCGGAGUUCCGUGACUACCUCGGGGAUUUCAUCGAGCACUACGCCCAGCUGGGGCCUAGCAGUCCGGAGCAGAUAGCCCAGGCUGCUAUGGGUGAGGACGGUGGGCCCAGGCGAGCGCUCAAGAGCGAGUUUCUUGUCCGGGAAAACCGCAAAUACUACCUGGACUUGAAGGAGAACCAGCGUGGGAGGUUCCUGCGGAUCCGGCAGACCGUAAACCGUGGACCUGGCUUUGGAGUCGGGGGCCCUGUGGGCGGCAUGCUGGCCGGUCAGACCAUAGCCCUUCCGGCCCAGGGGUUAAUAGAGUUUAGAGACGCCCUUGCUAAACUCAUAGAUGAUUAUGGGGGAGACGACGAGGAGCUGACCGGGGGCACGGCCGCCGGAGGCUACGGUGAGCUCCCCGAGGGCACCUCCAUCAUGGUGGACUCCAAACGGUUCUUUUUUGACGUCGGGUCCAACAAAUACGGGGUGUUCCUGCGUGUGAGCGAGGUGAAGCCCAGCUACAGGAACUCUAUCACCAUCCCGUUCAAAGCCUGGAGCAAAUUCGGAGGCGCUUUCAGCAGAUACGCCGAGGAGAUGAAGGAGAUCCAGGAGAGGCAGAGGGAUAAAAUGUACGAGCGGAGGGAUGAGUCCGAGGGAGACGACGUGGAUGACGACUGAGAAAACCCAGUCAAACAGCUCUUAGACCAGUUACAUGACAGAUCUGCAAUAUAGGGGUAUUUUGCAACACAAAAAAAAAAAGAAAAAAGACAGAUAAUGAUAAAGUGCAUGACAAAUCGUGCUGUAAUAGCCUACUAAAGUAUCGUGGCGUAAAAAAAAGUACAUGUGCAGGGAAUUAUUGGUGUAUUAUCCUAAAGUUUGUAGGGUUGAGGGUUGGAGUGGUUGUGUGAAUCUCUGAAAGUGGAAAAAAAAAAGUGGACUAAAUGUGUAAAUGAGAUAAAUCUCAUUGGCUAAAAAAAAAAAAAAAAAAAAAAAAGAGAGUGCUUUAUUGUAAAAA